Molecule: messenger RNA, 3213 nt
Organism: Coccinella septempunctata (seven-spotted ladybird)
Lineage: Eukaryota; Metazoa; Arthropoda; Insecta; Coleoptera; Coccinellidae
Gene: fkh
Product: protein fork head
Exons: 2
Coding region: 1025-2284 (419 amino acids)
Biological process (GO): regulation of transcription by RNA polymerase II; anatomical structure morphogenesis; cell differentiation
Molecular function (GO): RNA polymerase II cis-regulatory region sequence-specific DNA binding; DNA-binding transcription factor activity, RNA polymerase II-specific; transcription factor binding
Source: RefSeq, a predicted model, not a curated record
UAGGCAUAUGAUGUGAUACUGGAAAAACAAAUUCAUCGAAUUUUCGACUAAAAAAUAAAAGUAGGUAAGGAUAACCAGUAAAAAAUUCCUAUACUUUUAACCAUUUAACAAGAAGUAGAUAGUGCCAUGAAAGAACAAAAAAUGAAAUAUAUUACAAAUGCAGAUGCAUAUUCAUAUUGUCAACAGUUUUAGUGAAAUUCACAUGUGUUGUGAAUAUAAUUAUAGUUUUCAUUAAAAUAUGUGACAGAAGGUGAAUUUUGAUGCAAUAAAACAGAGAAGACUCCAUCAGUUACAGUAAAAUUUCAACAAGAGAGACAAAUUCUGACAACAACAAAUGAUCAAAGACGUCAUAUACUCCAGGUGCCAUUUCUCCCUGGCAAAUACCCAAAUCAACAGGCACAGUUGAGCGUCACAUUCAUUCCUCUCGUUUUCCACACAAAGCACAACAAAAUCCUUGAAUCAGAUGCCCUUUUCCACGAACAAAACGGGAAAAAAAAAAUUGUCGCAUCGAGACAACUGAAACUAAGAACUUGUCGGAAGCAACGCAUCGCGGAUUCAAGUUAUUAGUUGUCGGCCGUCGGCAGAGCUUUUGGAUGCGUGGGCGUGACCUACAACUUCCCCUACAACCGUCCAUGACAUCCUUGAAGCUCGCGCCAAUACCGAACCGGCCUCGAACCCCCCGUUGACUUGGAAACUGGAAUAACGCCACGCCAUUGGCCGGAAUCACAAUAUGGAUUUAACUUCGGCGGAGACUAUACUGUUUGACUACCUAAAGCUCUGGGUACUUCACAACGGCUUGUAGUAUCUAAGUAAACAGGCAACGAAGAGUAUUUGUUUUUCCAAUCAGUGCUGGUUUGGAAUACCUAAAGUGUUAACUUGUUUGUGGAUCCGCUCGUGAUGUAAACAAUGAAACAAAACCUUCGAUGACGAAUUAAGACCGUAUUGAUUGAUGACGUUUUAAAUUGUCGGGAUUGUGUGUGUGUGUGUGUUUUCGCGUCUGAAAAGUGCAAUAAAAAGUGGCGAAAUGUUACCGCAGAAACUGUACCCGGAAACGUCGACCAUGACCACGUCUUCGAACAUGUCGCAGAUGACGGCCUCGUAUUCCCUCAACCCUUGUAUGUCGCAGAUUGGAUGCCAAGUGGCCAAUUUCGGUUCUUCGAUGUUAAACGGCGGCAUGACGAACAGUAUGGGCAUGAACGGAAACGGUAUGCCAUCGUCGGGUAUGGGUUACACAAAUAUCGGCUCCCCGACGCAGUGUAUGUCCUCCGGUAUGACCUCCAUGACCAGCUAUGGGUCCGUGGGUUCCCUUGGAAGAACUGAUCUAGGUGGCGGCGACACGUCGCCGAACUCCGCGUUGCAGAGGGCGAGAACGGAUAAACCUUACAGGAGAAGUUACACGCAUGCUAAACCACCUUAUUCUUACAUAUCUCUGAUAACUAUGGCCAUACAGAAUUCCCCUCAGAAAAUGUUGACCCUGGCCGAAAUCUAUCAGUUUAUCAUGGAUCUAUUUCCGUUUUACCGCCAAAACCAACAGAGGUGGCAGAAUUCCAUCAGACAUUCCCUGUCGUUCAACGAUUGCUUCGUGAAGGUGCCAAGAACGCCUGACAAACCUGGAAAGGGUUCGUUUUGGAGCUUGCACCCCGAUUCCGGAAACAUGUUCGAGAACGGUUGUUACUUGAGGCGACAAAAACGUUUCAAGGACGAAAAGAAGGAGAUGAUCCGGCAGUCGCAUAAGAGCCCGUCGCAUAGCAUAGACAACAGUAACAGUUCGGGUAAAAAGACUCCGCUACACCAAGAAGAAAUCCACCAUAAAACCCACCACUUGGACAAAACAAACGACAACAAUCUAAAUUCGGUGCUGGGCAUCCAUCACAGCAAACUAGACGUGGACAACAUGAAUCUUCUGCAUCCUACGGACCUGAACAACAUGCAUCCCCAGCACCACCAUCAGCAGAACAUGUCGCACGAAGAACUGUCAGCCGUUAUGAACAGAUGUCACCCCUUGAGCCUCUCCAACGACCACCAAGCUAUGCUACACCAUUCCUCCAUGGGGCAUCAUCUGAAACAGGAACCGUCGGGUUAUACACCUUCCAAUCAUCCGUUUUCGAUCACCAGGUUGUUGCCAAACGAAAGUAAGUCCGAUAUCAAGAUGUACGCGGAUAUGCAGUACGGCUAUAACACCCUGACUUCUCUUCCAAACUCUGUCCAUUCUCAUCCUUCCAUAGCCAACGAUUACUACAACGGUUCCAUCUACCACCCACCGUCUGGAGGUACUGGCUUGUGACAAUACCCGUUGGCCUAAGAUGAUCAAACCUAGCGAUUUGAAAUCUUCGGCAAUUAAGUUUAUAGGGACGGGGAACUUUUCGAGGAACUACGAGUGAAGUGAGUCUCCAAAAUUCAAAUUUUCGGACGAGGUAGAGAUUCAGGAAGGAAAUAUCCCUUUCGUUUAUUUGUGACUAAGAUGUUUUGCUAUUUCAGUUCCUUAUCUUUUAUUAUGAAUUUUUUUUCUGAAACUCUUCCAAAUCGGUUAUUAUGUGCAAUAGAAGAUAAUAUUUUAUUUUAUUUAACAGGCAUAUGUUCCAUACUUCCUAAGUAAAUUCCAUUAUGUUCAUCAGAAUAUUCCACUGUGUUGUGAAAAAUUUUAUCAAUAAUCUGACGCUGGUACAGUUUUAAGAAUCUCGAAAUUGGUAUUCGAAAUAUCCUGUCCAACUAUUUACGAAAAUAACUCUGAAUGAAUGUAAAUAUCAGGACAACAAAAAAGGAAACAUUUCUACCAUUCGAUACUUUGUUGUUCAAUUCCUUCCUUAUAUUGUACAUGUUCUCCAUUACUUCACAUACUGAUACGAUUAUUUUUACUCCGUUAUUUCGUGGUAGAAUCCGAAUUAUUUAUUCGAAUAUUUGUUGAAAUCUCUUGUAAUAUAAUUUAUCGUUCAUAACGAACUGUAUGAUGAACAUUCAUACAGAACUGUACAAAGAUAUUUGUAUUAAAUGUAUUAUAAAAUUUUCGAUUAAUCAAUAAUUGAUUGUGAUUUUUCAAAUACUUCUAUUUGAAAUUUGUAUAUUGUAGCUGUAAUUUAAAGUAUAUCGAGGAAUUUUUAUCGUAUAUUAUGCAACUGUAAACCAAAUCUGUAAAUAUGAGAUGACUUGUGAAUAUUGAGUUGUGUAUAUACAUUGACUUUUUGUCAUAAUAAAUGUUCAGAUUCACCCUUUUGA